Engraulis encrasicolus (European anchovy) is the source of this 2718-nucleotide messenger RNA. It is a transcript of the gene tbc1d20, whose product is annotated as TBC1 domain family, member 20. Lineage: Eukaryota; Metazoa; Chordata; Actinopteri; Clupeiformes; Engraulidae. Gene Ontology annotation, biological process: endoplasmic reticulum to Golgi vesicle-mediated transport; positive regulation of GTPase activity. The transcript has 8 exons. The coding region runs from base 378 to 1595 and encodes 405 amino acids. The record is from RefSeq and is a predicted model, not a curated record. Gene Ontology annotation, molecular function: GTPase activator activity. Gene Ontology annotation, cellular component: endoplasmic reticulum membrane.
GGAUCAUCACAGAGCAACUCAACAGAAACACAACCAUCCCCUAUUACGUGCACAAUGUUGGAUAUAGAUGGGAAUUUGUAAGGCUAUCUACAGUAUGUGAUACUGGGACUUCAUAUGUAUUCAUUUUAAGUUUCUCAAUGGCAUUUUAAGGUUUACAGCACGGAUGGUAGAUAUGUUUCAAUGACGUAGCUGCUAGCUAACUAGCUCGCGAAGGACUGUCAGAUGUAUUUGUCUGUGGCCUAGAUCAAUUGAUGGGCAGACGCAGCGGAAACAUUGUGUCUUGAAAUCAAAGUGGCUGAUUCGAAAUGGUCCAUUUCUAAUGCCGCUCAAUUCUGGAGGACGUGAACUAAAUAUGCCAAGCCUGCUGCAAUGACAACAUGAACUUGAAAAAAUCCAGAAGCGGUGCGUCCUCCCCAUUGAAUGGAGUGGAUAAACAAGAUCCGGAGUCGAAGAAGAGGAAGAAGGAGGCUGAUAUCGCACACGCCCUGAGCGUGUCGCCGGUGGAUGUGGCGGCCCUACGCCGGAUGGCCAUCAGCGAGGGCGGGCUGCUCACCGAUGAGAUCCGCUGCAAAGUGUGGCCAUGCCUGCUCAACGUCAACCUGGAGGGCAUCUCAGACGAGCUCGAGGAGGUGGAUCGAACCAACAACAAGGACUACAAUCAGGUGCUGCUGGACGUCCAGCGAUCCCUUCGGCGAUUUCCCAAAGGUAUGCCUGACGAGCAGCGUAUGGGGCUUCAGGAGGAGCUAAUUGACAUCAUCCUGCGUGUGCUGCUGAAGAACCCGCAGCUCCACUACUACCAGGGUUACCAUGACAUCGUGGUCACUUUCCUGCUGGUGCUGGGGGAGAGACUGGCUACCAUUCUGGUAGAGAAGCUCUCCACACACCAUCUCAGGGAUUUCAUGGACCCCACUAUGGACAACACUAAACACAUCCUGAACUACCUGAUGCCAAUAAUAGACCGAGUCAAUCCUGAGGUGCACGACUUCAUGGAACAGGCGGAGGUGGGCACCAUAUUUGCCCUCAGCUGGCUCAUCACGUGGUUUGGUCACGUCCUGUCCGACUUCCGCCACGUCGUGCGGUUGUAUGACUUCUUCUUGGCCUGUCACCCCCUCAUGCCAAUAUAUUUUGCUGCUGUGAUUGUGCUGUAUCGCGAGGAGGACGUCCUGGACUGUGAGUGCGACAUGGCCUCCCUGCACCACCUGCUGUCCCAGAUCCCUCAGGACCUGCCGUACGAGACCCUCAUCAGCCGCGCGGGCGACCUCUUCGUCCAGUUCCCACCCUCCGAGCUCGCACGGGAGGCCACACACCAGCGCAACCGAGAGACGGCGUCCUCCACCUUUAACGACUUUGGGUUGCCGUCCUCCCAGCAGCGUCCGGACUCGGCACUGAGGCGCAGGAGGCGGGGAGAGCCCCAGCAGGGCCCGGCCCCCAUGGAGGCCAAGCAGGGGGCCGUGGUGUCCAUGCGGCCCUCCGCCCGACGCUUCGUACGCCUGGCUGUCAUGGGCAUCACCGUGGCCCUCGGGGCCGCCGCCCUGGCAAUGGUCAACCAAGCCCUGGACUGGGGAACCAAGCUGGAUUUACAGUUCUUCCCCUGAGACUGAGAGAGACAGACACAGAGAGGAGCUGAAGCUGCAGUUCUUCAUCUGAGACUCAGAGGCGGAGAGGAGCUGAGGUACAGUUCUUCAUCUGAGAGGGACAGAGAGGAGCUGAACUGUAGAGAAAUGAUGACUGGACCUGGAUGCAGUCACUGUUUAUAUGGAUGAAUGGAUGGAUGAAUGGAUGGAGGAAGGGAUUGAUGGAUGGAUGGAUGAAGAAGUUGAAAAAGAAGGCUUCUGGAAGGCUCCAGGAUUGUUCCGUAAUACCAUCUUUGCCUGUUGUGUGAAAAAAACAGGUGGAUAUGGAGGACAAAAAAACACUUAAUUGAUCGUAUUAUUUAUAUUUGUAUAUAUAAUAUAUAAAGUCUGCAAACCUAUAGAAAUGAUUAAUAUCAUGCUUACAGAGAUUAAAGAUGUGUGUGUAUUUUUUUGUUUUUGGUGUUAUUCAUGAAGUCAUUUUAAAACAACUCGGUCACUUCUGUUGCUCAGAAGUUGUCAGGUAGUUAGUUGUAUAUGUAGGAGAGAGAUUUCGGAGAAGAUCUUCAGAAGGGUGGCAUUUGAAUAUACAGCACGUAUAAGGGCCAAGAAGAAUGGGACAAAAACAAGUCUCCUAAUAUCGUUUCCACAUCGUAAGGAUAUUCCAAGAAGGUAGCUCAGUAGUAAACUAGGUUACGUUAACCUGUGGAAGUAAAGCAUCUAAUAAUACAAGAGCCUGGAGUUUCCGAUUUUCUUAACUGAACGAUUUGUGCAGGUUAUCUAUUAGCAAGUUUAUAACUUUCCGUAGGUUAGCUUAGACAGGUUUAUGACUCAACUGUGUUCUUGGGAUGACCACAUUUGCCAUAUUGGGGUCUGUGACUGGCACAGCUUGUGUGUGUACGUCUUCACAGGCCUGCAUGAUCAGAGUAGUUUGCAGUUCAAGUGUCUUCGUUUCAUCUUCUUACUCUCAUAACCCUGAUAAACUAUACUUGAGACCAAAAACAUAUAUUUUUUGUUGGAAUGCCAUCCUUUUUAUGUGACUUGCUUUUGUAUUUUUUGUAUGAAUUCAUUCAAAUAACUCUGAAGCUUCUCUGUACAGGCUUAACCCCCUGUAAUGAAUAAAUGUAUAUGUAUAGGAUUGAAGGUU